This is a messenger RNA of Lachnellula hyalina, 1614 nucleotides long. Its product is annotated as Choline transport protein. The record is from RefSeq and is a predicted model, not a curated record. The transcript is spliced from 2 exons. Gene Ontology annotation, cellular component: membrane. Gene Ontology annotation, molecular function: transmembrane transporter activity. Gene Ontology annotation, biological process: transmembrane transport. Bases 1 to 1614 code for a protein of 537 amino acids. NCBI's taxonomy places the organism in Eukaryota, Fungi, Ascomycota, Leotiomycetes, Helotiales, Lachnaceae.
AUGUCGACAUACCCGACAGGAGAUGCAGAAAAAAGGAUGAAGGCUCCAAUGGCAUCGCCAGAAAUCACAACCAACAACAAUAGCGACAACUCCGAUCGGAUCAGCAUCUAUGAGGGCGAGGCUCACGUAGACAACCCCCAGCCAGAGAAACCUUUUCAGCUAUGGAGUACCUUAGGGAUAGCUUUCGCUAUAACGUCGACUCCGAUCGCCAUCGGCACCUACCUCUCCGUCAGUGUGGGAGUAGGGGGUAGUCCGGUAUUCUUCUUUGGUUAUAUCCUCGCCGUCACUAUGAACUUCUUGGUUUGCGCUUCUUUGGCGGAAAUGGCCGCUGUGUUUCCUCACUCCGCUGGUCAGAUCUUCUGGACGGCAGAACUGGCACCCGCCAAGCAUGCCCGAGGCCUGAGCUAUAUCGUAGGCUGGCUCACCUGCGCUGGCUACUUCUUCUGGAUGGCUGCGACGAUUCUUAUCACGUCCCAGUUGAUCUGGGCCUUGGUACAAAUUUGCAACUCGACAUUCAUCACACAGCCUUGGCACUUUUACGUGGCAUAUCUGGCUGCCGGUGGUUUCAGCUUCCUCGUCAAUGUACCCUUAUUUCGGUGGUAUCCAUACCUUCUUAAAGGCCUCGUGGUCUAUAUUAACGUCGGCGCCUUAUUUAUCAUUAUUGUCCUUCUGGUUCGAGCCCACCCCAAACAGAGCGCGGAAUAUGUCUUCGUCGACAUCGUUAAUCUCACGGGCUGGUCUUCGAAUGGCGUCGUAUUCUUCUUAGGCUUACUCCCGGGUCUUACCGCCGUGAAUGGAUUCGACUGCGCCGCACAUAUGGCCGAGGAGAUGCCUGCUCCCCAUCGCCAGGUACCGCAAGUCAUGCUCCUGAGUGCGCUAUGUAACGGUCUAGGUGGCUUAGUGAUGAUUCUUGUCCUAAUGUUUUCUAUUACGAAUGCCGCGAAUCUCUUAACGCCCGUUGGAGCGCAACCAGUUGCUCAGCUGCUAGUCGAUUCCCUGGACUCCCUUGCCCUGACCGUGAUUUCGGUCGUUAUCUUCAUCAUUUGCUUCUUCUUCUCCAGCGCAACUGUGAUGACCACAUUCAGCCGGGUGUGGUGGGCAUUUGCAAGAGAGGGAGGAGUACCAUUUGCUGGCUUGAUGAGCCGAGUAAACGAGAAGUCACUGAUACCAGUCAACGCCGUCUUGUUCGGCUUUAUUGGUGCUGCAUUAAUUGGGUUGAUCGAACUUGGAUCCUCGACCGCGCUCAAUGCCAUUCUUGGCGGAGCCAUUCUCUGCAUCUUCGCAUCGUAUGCCAUCCCAAUCACUUUAUCGCUGCUGAAUAAGCGAUCCGCGUUCGCCGCACCGCAUUACUGUGAUCUUGGCCGUACUUUUGGUACAGCGCUGAAUGUCAUCUCCGUUUGUUGGAUCGUGUUUGUCUUCGUCUGGUUGUGCUUCCCUCUUUACGUUCCUGUUACCCCGCAGACGAUGAAUUUUGCCGUGGUGGUCUUUGCUGGCAUUGUUGCCAUCAGUGGCAUCAACUGGGUGUGCUACUCACACAAGAUUUUCACGACCCCCGAAGCAGUAAUUGUCUCUGGCCGUCGAGAAUCACUCCCACAUCUAAAACUUGAGGCUUGA